UAUUUAGUUCAAGAGAAAUGUCAAGCAAAGCUCAUAGGAGCGCUAUAAAAAGCCAUUGGGAAGUCAGACUUCAUCAGCAAGAGGACUUUGUGUCUGGUGAAACAGAGCACGCACCAGCUGAAGUUCACACACGGCAAUGACUGGCUGUAGCCCGGCGGUCAGGAGGAGACAGCAAGGCUGAACUUCCCAGGGAGAACGAAGCAGAAACCUUGUGAGGGUUUCCAUCGUCAGCUUGGAGCUGUGCUUGGAAAGAAGGCAGGCUGCUCUGCACAGAGCAUCACCCAGCUCCACUUAGGACCUUCUUCAACACAGCAGCUCAAGAGAUGCUGAGCCAUCCCAACAGCACAACAGUGGAGAGAACAUGUAGGACCAAUGUGAUUUUGGGGCAACCGUGCCUACGCCUGGUUGCGAUUGAGCUCAGCAGGACCAGGAGUGGAGCAAGCAAGUCCCACAGAAGCGGGUAGGGGCUGGGAGCAGGCACCUGCCCCAGCAGCAGCCCCAGCACUGAGCCACAGGCAAAGCAGCACCUUGCAGCACCCCAUGAUGUCAUGUAGGUCGCUGUGCUCGUGUAAACAAGGCUGGUGUGGUGCAGACAGGACGCUCCACUUCCUCCCAACAGCACGGUCGCAUGUAGCUGGGUUUCUGCCUGGAAAGGAAUGAUCCACCCACCCUAUACCACAACAGAUGUUUCCAGCAGCCCAGUCAUGACACACAGCAACCAGACCUGCUCCAGCCAUAACAUAACGUUUAAAAACAACCUGUAUGCCACUACGUACACCCUCAUAUUCAUCCCUGGCCUCCUGGCAAACAGCGCUGCCCUAUGGGUCUUGUGCCGCUUCAUCAGCAAGAACAACAAAGCCGUCAUUUUCAUGAUCAACCUGGCUGUGGCUGACCUGGCUCACGUCCUCUCACUGCCAUUGAGAAUAUAUUAUUACAUUAACUCCACGUGGCCUUUUGGGAGAUUCCUUUGCUUACUGUGCUUCUACUUGAAGUACCUUAACAUGUACGCCAGCAUUUGUUUCCUCACCUGUAUCAGCAUUCAGAGGUAUUUCUUCUUGUACCAGCCAUUCAAAGCCAAGGACUGGAAGCGGCGGUACGAUGUCGCCAUCAGCGCCGUGGUGUGGCUCUUUGUUGGGGUGGCGUGCUUACCCUUCCCCAUCAUGCGGAGCUAUGGGCUAGCCAAAACCACAAACACCUGCUUUGCAGACCUUCAAGUCCGUCAGAUUGAGAGCAAGCUGGCCACUGUGCUGAUGAUGGGCACAGCCGAGCUCUUUGGGUUCAUUGGACCACUCACCAUUAUUUUAUUCUGCACUUGGAAAACAAAAGACUCUCUUCGAGGCUUCCAGAUACCACUUCAAAACAGCAGUGAGAGGCGGAAGGCUUUAAGGAUGGUUUCCAUGUGUGCCAUCGUGUUCUGUGUGUGUUUUGCACCAUACCACAUCAACUUCUUUUUCUACAUGUUGGUGAAAGAAAACGUCAUUACAGACUGCUUCCUGAGUACCAUCACGCUCUAUGCCCAACCCUUUUGCUUAAGUCUUGCAAGUCUGGACUGCUGCUUGGAUCCAAUCCUAUAUUUCUUUAUGACUUCAGAGUUUCAAGACCGGAUAUCAAAGCACAGCAGCAUGGUCAUCAGGAGCCGGCUCAUGAGCAAAGAGAGUGCCUCAUCAAUUAAGGAAUGACAAGAAAGCCAGCUUAGAAGAAUGAAGGUAUUUCGUAUGAAAUCUGGGACUGUUCCAUGAUACUUGAUUACCAGCUCCAUUGUGGAAAAUCCUGCAAGCUUAUGCAGGAGAGUUUUCUGGCAGUGGAAAUCUUUUGGUGUACAGAAGAUAAAACUCUGUUUAAGACCCAGAUGUAGGAAGCUGAAGAGUGGCCCCACUGGCGUGCCUACACUUAGUGCUGUGCCACACAUGCCUGACCUAUCUGGGCUAGAAAAGAUACAGGAGGGCGUGACAAAGCUUUCUCUAGGAAAUGGUGGAGACCUCCCAGAAGUUUUUCUUCUACUUUCCCACCUCCAUGGCUCUAUGAUCAAGCUAAAGACAAUCUUAAAUCCAUACACUGACAUCCACUGAAGCAUCAUCUCUGCUAAACACCCACAAUGCAUACAAGAACCUGAAAAUGGCCAGUAACAAUAAAUGGCAUUAUUCUUUCUGCAGUCCGUGCUGCAGAUGCAUGAAGGUUGGCAGCUUGCUUCAGCAUGGCAGCCUCAGCUUUCCACUGCUGAGUGCAUCCCACUGGUCACCAGACUUACCUCUGCUUCAUCUUUCCUGCACUUCCCCUCCUGCUCUCAUUCAUUAUUUCCACCAAGCUCUAAGUUUGCUCCUUAAUUGCUGAUACAUCCUGUAACUUGCACUUACUGCAGGUGUGAGACCCUCUGCAAGAGAAACUCUCCCAAUGGCUCCUCAAAGAUCCUUUUCUCCAAGUAGCUUUCUUCCUCUCCAAGCUGCCCGUGUUGGCAAGGGGGGCACCAACACGUGGCCUUUGUCUUUGGAUCCUGAGAAACAGGAUCGCCAGGAUCAUGCUGGAGACUGGGCACAGUCAGACUCAGCAUUGGUGCGGGUGGAUCUGAUGAUGCCAGUGGUAGCAUUCAGGUCCUUUCUCUCUUCUGUGUGUUUUGUUUUGGGCCCAGAG
Neopsephotus bourkii (Bourke's parrot) is the source of this 2628-nucleotide messenger RNA. It is a transcript of the gene P2RY10, whose product is annotated as P2Y receptor family member 10. Gene Ontology annotation, cellular component: membrane. Lineage: Eukaryota; Metazoa; Chordata; Aves; Psittaciformes; Psittacidae. The transcript is spliced from 2 exons. The record is from RefSeq and is a predicted model, not a curated record. The coding region runs from base 657 to 1679 and encodes 340 amino acids. Gene Ontology annotation, molecular function: G protein-coupled receptor activity. Gene Ontology annotation, biological process: phospholipase C-activating G protein-coupled receptor signaling pathway; positive regulation of Rho protein signal transduction.